Molecule: messenger RNA, 980 nt
Organism: Rhopalosiphum maidis (corn leaf aphid)
Lineage: Eukaryota; Metazoa; Arthropoda; Insecta; Hemiptera; Aphididae
Gene: ppl
Product: glycine cleavage system H protein
Exons: 5
Coding region: 304-780 (158 amino acids)
Biological process (GO): glycine decarboxylation via glycine cleavage system; protein lipoylation
Cellular component (GO): cytoplasm; glycine cleavage complex; mitochondrion
Source: RefSeq, a predicted model, not a curated record
CGUUGUUAUGCGACUGUGCUAAAAAAUAAUAAUCUAAGGUCGUGGGUUAUAUUGUUAUAUAUAAGUUGAUUAAACUGUGAUAAGAAUACCGGCCAUCGGGUUUUCAGACUUGAAAAAGAAGUAUUACAGUAUGAGUAUUACACAUUACACAAGCACCCAUUCAGUUUAUGAGUUCACUACUUUAAACUUUAGUGUUUACAAAUCACGAUUAAUGUCACAUUCAUAAUUCAUUGUUCCUAUAUUUAAUUUAUUUUAACACAAUUGAGCCGCUUUGUUUAAAUUUGAAAAAUAUUUUCUACAAAAAUGAUUAGAAUUAUUAAAGUAACUAAUCAAAUCUGGAGAAAUGCAAAUCAUGCUCAAAGGUUAUCGGCGAGUGUCUUGCAUUUUUCUACUUCUCAAGUUAAAGAUCGUUAUUAUACUGACAAACAUGAAUGGAUUGAUGUGAAAGAUAAUAUUGGUACUAUAGGAAUUUCAGAUUAUGCUCAAGAUGCUUUAGGUGAUGUAGUUUAUGCUGAGCUACCUGCUGUUGGAACAGAAGUAAAAAUAAAAGAUGAAUGUGGUGCAUUAGAGAGCGUAAAAGCUGCAAGUGAACUGUACAGUCCUGCAUCUGGCAAAGUAGUUGAAAUAAAUUCUCAGGUGGAAUCAAAACCAGCAUUAAUAAAUCAAUCUUGUUAUGAAAAUGGAUGGCUUUUCAAAUUAGAACUAUCAUCUCUGGAAGAAAUAUCGAAUUUAAUGAAUGAAGAACAAUAUGCUGAAUUUAUUAAACAGGAUCACAGUUAGUUCUAAAAUAAAAAAUGUAUGAUCUGUUAGACAAAAUUUACUAAAUAUAGAAUGUUGUUUUACAUUGAUUAUUACUGUAUGUUUAACAAGUAGCUGAAGUAUAGGUGACUUCUGUAUAUAUUUUUUUAUUUUCUUAUUUAAACUUUGUUAAUAAUUUACUUAAGUUGUAUGCAUUUAUCUAAAUAAACUUAUAUAUUAAA